GCCUCACACCAACCGCCGAGCGAUCCAAACCCCUCUGAAAAGGCUCCCUCCACCCCACCGUCGAAAAACGAAGCCGUAUCCAACGCUCUCGCUCAGAUACCCUCCUCUCAAAACACCCUCAUCACGCCGGUCUAUAUACCAGAAGACCCGCAUGCAAUCCUUAAGGAAACACAUUCUGUAAUGCGUCUUCUUGAUAAUUCCGCUAUCGUGGUCCAGCGCCAACUGGAAAUGAUGAAUGUACUCAUGGGCUUUGAGCAGGCGAACCGGUACAUUAUCAUGGAUCCACAUGGCAAUCACAUUGGCUAUCUUGCUGAACAAGAUCAUGGGAUAGGCUCGGCACUCAAACGGCAAAUGUUCAGGACCCACCGAAGUUUCACAACACACGUUUUCGACAGGGAAGAGAAGGAGGUGCUAAGAUUCCACCGGCCGUUCAGUUUCAUCAAUUCGCAGAUACGGGUGUAUGAUGCAGCUCCGGAGAACCAGGGAGGUCAUUACACGCAUUCGGCAGUGAUACAAGGGGCAAGUGCACAGAGUGUGCUUACGCAGACUAGCGCAAGCGUGUCUAGCAUUCCGCUGAACGAGAUGAGAAUCAUCGGGUCUGCUGAGCAGGAGUGGGGACUUCUAAGGAGAAAGUACAACCUCUUCCUAGCCCGGGAUCUGGACGAAACCCCAGCUGCGCCUGGCACGCCGCAAAUUGCAUCCGGCGAUCUACCAUUGUCGAACUCCAAAGCCCUUCAGGUUGUAGAGGGUGACCAACGGCAACCAGGAAUGAUGCAGUUUGCACGUGUCGACGAACCUUUCCUAUCCUGGGACUUCUCUCUGAUGUCCGAAGACGGGCGCCGGAUUGGCUCCGUGAACAGGAACUUCUCGGGCUUCGCCAGGGAACUAUUCACCGACACUGGAGUCUACGCACUCCGGAUGGACGCUGCUGCGCUCAGCACGGAAGGGCAGCAAGCAACCGCUCAGAACGAUAACCAGCUACAAACUGCGUCGGAGAAUCAUCCUGGAAUGACACUGGAUCAGCGUGCCGUCAUGCUUGCCACAGCAGUCAGCAUCGACUUCGACUACUUCAGUCGUCAUAGCGGCGCAGGCGGCGGCAUGGGUUUCUUCCCACUCUGGUUCCCUGGAAUGGGAGGUGGAGGAGUCGCUGCUGGAGAAGCUGGUGCUGCCGGAGCCGCCGGUGCAGCAGGUGAGGCCGGUAUUGCGAGCGAGGCUGGAGCAGCGGCCAGAGGCCUAGGCGCAGCUGAGGGAGUAACUGGUGCUGCUGCCGGGGCUGGCACAAUGGCAGCUUACGACGCUAUGCAGAGAUCCAGAGGCGAUUCCCAGUCACCGCAAGCUACCGAUCCCUACGAGCAGCCGCUCGAUCAGCAACAACCUGACCAAGGUGAAGAGAUAUGGGGAGAAAGUCAGAGUUCGGGCACUAGAGCACCAGACGACCCGUUUGGCUGGUGGGGUGGCGGGGAGGGACAGUCACAGGAGGGGGAAUCAGAGGGCGGGUUCUGG
This is a messenger RNA of Westerdykella ornata, 1503 nucleotides long. Its product is annotated as Scramblase-domain-containing protein. Gene Ontology annotation, biological process: plasma membrane phospholipid scrambling. The record is from RefSeq and is a predicted model, not a curated record. Gene Ontology annotation, cellular component: plasma membrane. The transcript has a single exon. Lineage: Eukaryota; Fungi; Ascomycota; Dothideomycetes; Pleosporales; Sporormiaceae. The annotation marks the transcript as partial. Gene Ontology annotation, molecular function: phospholipid scramblase activity.